Molecule: messenger RNA, 2396 nt
Organism: Owenia fusiformis
Lineage: Eukaryota; Metazoa; Annelida; Polychaeta; Sabellida; Oweniidae
Source: the annotation of a GenBank genome assembly
UAUUUCUGAGCUCCAAUAUCCCUUCUUUUGAUAAAUAUAGGUUUUGUGGACAGGAACCCCAGUAGAAUAUCUCCACAACGAUAUACGUCCAUGCUCUAAGUCUUCCUUACCCCGCAGUCUCCUGAGACCAUUUGUUCGACGUUUCGGCCAAGUAUUCUUAAACUCGAAUGACAUAACACUUGCAGGAUAAUGUGUGGGGAAAAGUGUGGAUAUUAUCCUUUCAAAAAGUAUUUUACUUAUAUAUUAAUCAUAGUCACAGGCUGCAUCAAUCAACACUACUAUUAUCAAAAUGACGAUUUCAGUAGUAGGAAAACCUUGUUUUAACAGAAUUGACACGCACUAUGGAGCUAGAGUUGUGACGUCAUAAUGGUAUAAUGUCUUGCCGCGAUGCUGUAAUUGUUUAUUACUUGGAAACAGUUUACGAUUUUUCCUAAAAUAAAAUAAUUGUAAUUGGUCAUAUUCUGAAUUAUGACGUAAUAGUUGAUAUAAUAGCAAACCAUUAAAUAUCCCAAAAUUCGAAAAAGGAAAUAAGUCAUUACAUACGUAAUAACAAAAAGUACUUGGACCAGGUAAAGCUUGGUGAAUACGUUAAUAGGAGAAAACUACAUUUUUGCACCGAAACAUUCGGCACAUGAUCAUAGCAUAAUUCAACAUGACUCAAAAAGCACAAUGGUUUCUUCUUCUAUGGUUAGGCAUCCUCACAAAUUGGGUUGCCUGCAUAACACCCAAUGGAACGCAUGUACUAAUGAACCAAUUGCUAGAUGGGUAUGACAAGCGAGUGCGGCCAUAUCCCCCAGGAGGUGGCCCUGUCGUCAUAAGACUUAACACAUUUAUUCACGCCAUGGGCUCUUUCAACGUUCACACUAUGGAUUAUAUGGUCAAUCUAUAUUUUCGGAUGUAUUGGACAGACAGUAGGCUGGCGCAUAACUCCACAAACGAGACACUCCAGCUGUACCAUACCCAAACAGAGAAUAUAUGGCUCCCAGAUCUGUUCAUACCUGUAGAAAAAGAUGGACGAGUUCAUGAAAUUACCGUUCCGAAUAAACUUUUACGAUUAUCACCCGACGGGGAACUAGUGUUAAGUCAGAGAUUAACACUGGUAAUGUCAUGCCAAAUGUACCUGUACAAGUUUCCUAUGGACAAUCAAACAUGUAGAAUUCAAAUUGAGAGCUAUGGCUAUAGCACAGCUGACAUGCUCAUCGAGUGGAGAGAGCCUGAACCCAUACAAGUACAAAAAGAUGUGUAUAAGCUUCCGGAGUUUCACUUAACAGGAACAAUCCAUGGAGAUUGUACUGCAAAAUAUGCUACGGGGGCUUUCGCUUGUAUUUUUGGUGACCUGCUCUUGAAACGUGAUCUUGGAUUCUACAUCAUCCAGACGUAUAUUCCGAGUAUUUUGAUCGUCUUACUCUCUUGGGUGACAUUCUGGCUUGACCCAGAGUCAGUAGCAUCUAGAGUGUCUCUUGGUGUUCUUACCGUUUUAACAAUGACAACCCAGGCUUCAGGAUUGUCUUCCUCACUACCAAAAGUUUCGUACGUCAAAGCAAUAGAUGUAUGGUUGUCUACGUGUCUAAUCUUCGUGUUUGCCUCUAUGUUAGAAACCGCUAUAGUGAAUCUUCUCUACAGGAGAGACAUGAGGGAACAUAAAGAAAAAGAAAGAAAGUUGUUGAGACAAUCUGUUCGGGAUCAGAUCCUAGAGGAAGAACUUUUUGAGACAGUUGUUGAUGAAAGCGAGCUUAACAUAAGUGAGGAACGUAAGAAUCGGUAUUCCUUGAACAACGACCAAAUGGUGCGCAUAUUAAGCUCGAGGAAAAGUACGGAUACCGACAGACUGGAAGCGGCAGAUAUAAGGUCAAGAGCAUUAUACGUGGACAGGCGAUGUAGAAUCUUUUUCCCCUCGAUAUUCAUCCUUUUCAACACAAUAUACUGGCCAGUUUUCAUUAAUUUGGACUAUCUAGCUGAUUUAGAUCACUAAAUUACCAAUUACACUACAACUGUUAUAAAGGCAUUGAUCUGACAUCAAUCAAUUCAAAGGUAGAAAAAUAACAUUUUAUGACCCUGGUUAUUUUUUCCAUGAUACAUUAUCACUGUAAACAUGGCAAACGCUAAUUUCACCUUAUUUUAAGUAUCAGAGGCUCUGAAUAUUUUUUUCCCAAAAUGGAUACAACUCUGAAGUCAAAAUUUAAUGAGUAAAUCAAAAAAAUAUGCACCUCCGGUUUUGAACAAGGAGGAUUGGCUCCCAGAGUGCAACAUCGAUAUUCCAUAUCUGUUCCAUAUAUGGGCAUGUCGUUAUACAAAAUUCGAAUUCAAACAGCCGCCAUUUUGUUCACUUCAACUCACAAGAAAUGAUCGAUAUAUUGGUGCGAAUCUUUUGAAUCGUUUAUUUUGAAUUUAAAGAC